GAUCCGACAACUCGGCAACUGCAAGGCACAAAAGUCGAAACAAGAAAAACGGGUGUUGUGCUUAGCGAUUUCCAACUUUAUAUCACAUCGCGUUCAACUCCGGAGGAGAGUGGUGGUGCCGGACAGAGUACGAGUUCGUGUUAUUUUGGCAGCGCAAUGCCCUCGUGCAACAUGUUCUUCGUAUAUUCGUUUCUGUUUUUCUGCUUGGUUUUAACUGAAAAUACUUCGGGCGAACCUCUGAGAACUUGUGAACCAAUUGGUGUUGAGUUAUGUAUGGGACUCGGUUAUAAUAUGACGGGCAUGCCGAAUUUAGGAGGAAACGAUGCUCAACAAGACGCCGACUACAGUUUAAAGUCGUUCACGCCUCUGAUACAGUACGGGUGCAGUCAGCAGUUGAAGCUGUUUUUGUGUUCAGUGUAUGUGCCGAUGUGUACUGAAAAAGUGCCGAAUCCUAUUGGACCUUGCCGGGGACUUUGCGAAAGUGUCCGAUCCAGAUGCUACCCUGUUUUACAAGUCUGGAUAUCGGUUUGGGCACUAGCUUGUAUAGCUUCAAGUCUUGCAUCACUAAUAACUCUAACACUAGGAGGUGGUAGAGUUUGUGCACCUCCAUUAGUAGGAUUGUCACUGAGCUACUUAUUGGUAGGAUCUGGAUGGGCAUUUAGAGCGUUUACCGGACCCACAGGUUCAACAUGUUGGACACCCGAUUCGGCAGUAUUAAGGCCGGCAGAUGGUCUGCCUAAUUUAGUCUGCGCCUUCGUCUUUCUGUUAUUAUACUAUUUCGGAAUGGCAGCAAAUGUUUGGUGGGUAUGUCUUUGCGCCUGGUGGCUGGCCAGAUCUUCUACCUCUUGGAGUCCCGAAAGACUACGUGGGUUAACUAGUGCCCUGCACGUAUGUGCAUGGGGCUUUCCUGCCCUUCAAACUGUGAUUGCCCUGGUGUAUCGAGAUGUAGAUUCAGAUGAAUUAACAGGAACGUGUUACAUCGGCAAUAAAAAUCUAUUCACUCUCUGGUACCUAGCGUUAGUGCCGCACUUCCUUUAUUUUUGCGCUGGAGGACUACUGCUAACGAUAGGCUGGAUCUUCGUUCUCAAGGCACCGAAGUUGCCACGGAAUUCCUUAUCGACGCCACUCACUCAGGGGCAGCCCCGCACGGAAAGGGAUUUUCUGGGCGCUUUGGCAACAUUGUAUGUGGUUCCAAUUUUUGUAGUAAUGAUGAGUUAUUUCAUCGAAUAUAGUGAUAGAGAAAAAUGGUUGAGUGGAGAUCAGAAACCAUCGAUGUGGUUUUUUUUGCUAUUGCGCCACUUCAUGUCCUUAUUUAUGGGAAUCAGUUCUGUUUUGUGGAUUUGGUGUGAAAAAUCCGCUCAAGUAUGGAAGUCGGCUUUGAAACGUCUUGGGCCCCGGUUCAAGCCCAACAAAAAUACAAUAGCUUUAAAGUAUUCCGUUCCACAUCAUUCUGGGGUUAUCAGUAUGCAGGGCAGUGCAUACAGUGGUUCAAGACAAAGUAGUCACCCUCAUUCGAGCAGAAAGUCUUCUAGAAGUCACCACCUACGCAAUGGAAAUGAAACGGUCAUUUAAAUUGGUCUAAAUAUGGCAGUGUUUUAAAUCGUGCAAAAAGUCAUCGAUAUACUGAUUGGAAAUUUCCUAUGACAAAGUAGAUGAUUUUCGUUAGCCUUCAAUGGCUAAGCUUUUCAAGCUAUAUAUAAUUUUCUCAAACAAUGUUCUGACAUCACAGAGUAGAAAAUUUUGUUAAUUUUAUAUUGUCUAUUUGGGUCCCUGCCGUUGCUCGUCAAUGGCUAGGCAUCAAAUUAAAGGACUGAAAUUAUAGUAUUACAAUAAUCAGGUCCAUUUAAAAUCACUAUCACAGUGAAACCUCAAUACAUUUAAUUUAUUUGUAUUACUCAUGUGCUACAAACGAUCGCAUUGUCUAAAUCUCUUUUAGUGAAAGUGUGCACUUUCUACACUUCUUUUAGGAUUAAUAAGUAGUAGCUUCUAAAUGCUUACUUUGGUGCAUUUGUAUUUUUUUGUAUAUAUGUAGAACUGAGAGCAAUUUGAAUGGUCUGCUAAUCUAGUGCCAGUUUUAUUGCAGACCUUUUUACAAAACAAUAACCUAAAGUUUCAAAACUCGCGGGUGGUAAGACAACUAAUUAUGUCGAAUAAUAGUAUAUUAUAUACCUAGGUAGAGAAGUAAGCUAUUAUAUACCGAGAACUUUUAUAUAUAAUGUGCGAGGUAUUUAAUAGUCUUCUCGACCGAAGUAUAUAUAUAGAAUUUUUUUGCUACUAACACGGAUAAUUUCCUAAAUUGAUUUAAUUAGAUUUUGAAUUUCCAAUAAAUUUUCUGAAAAGUGACAUUAUAUUUGAUAUUCUGACGUUCAGUUGGCAAUUUUUUCUGUCUCCAGAAAACUGCGGGCGAAAUAGUUCUAUGAAAAACUCUUGGGAAAGGCGAAAAAUUUGUGAAUGUUAAAGUUAAAGUGAUUUUCGAACUGAAAAUGGAUGGAAUGAAUCUCUCUUGAACUUAUAAAGGUGGACAACUAACAAUAAUGAAGAACGUACACAUCUUUCAUUAUUUACCUAGGGACUUUUUUAUUAUUUUGAUUGACCUAGGGAGAGAAAUAUAACUUCUAACUAGCGAAAUGGAGUAAAUAAUGGGGACUUCUCGGGUUAGUAGUAAAAAAACAUAUCUCAUGGUGGCGUCAUUUACAUGCAUUAUAAUGUAAAUAGUAUUGAUACAUAGUAUUUAUUUUGUUAACUAAGUUAUACUUAAAUCAAUGAUUUGAUAAUAUUUUUGUAUUUAGCUCGCUAUAGGAGAGGGCUUUUGGAGACUUUUCUCAACAUUAUUUAAAUACGUAAUGUUUCGCCUCAUUUCGUAGAGUUAAGUGCUUGUUUAUUUUCAAAAAAUCAGUUGUUGGAAAAAGACUAGUCUUGUGUAUUUUCAAACUAAACCUGUGUGAAAAAAAUUAACUAACACAAAGUUGUACCAUCAUAUGGGCAAAACAUAUUUUUAUUCGAAUGAAUCUGAAACUGCCAUUUUUCAAUCAGAAGCGAUGAUCAUAAAGAAGCACUUUUCUUUACUCUUCAUUUGUUUCACUUUUGCGCAUGGACUUGUACGCACAUGUGCGCAACAGGAAAUGUGACAAAUUUAACAUAUCACUGUCAUUAUAUUUUUAAAGUAUUUUCAUUAAAAAGUAACUGACAUGCUUUCUAAUGAAUUACGUAGGUUUAUCGACAACUGUUGAUCAUAAUUUAAAGUUUACGUACAAUUUGUAAAUUAUAACUUGGUUACAAGUUGUUUACAAUUACACUCAUUGUUUGAGUUGUAUUUAUAUGCUUACAAAAGUACGCUUUUGAAAACUUACAAACGUCAAAACGUGACAAUGUCAGAAAUGGCACUAAUAAUUCGUGUUAUGUCUUUCAUUCGAAUAAAAAAUGUUGUUUGAUACGAGGGAGAAAAUCAGUUUUUCGAACUCCUGACGAUACUUUUCGCCCUUGUAUCGAAAACUACUAUUUUACUUUUCGCACAUAGGCCAUAAUCAUUAUGAAGCACUAGGUGUUCUACUUUUGCGCCCACAGUAUACGGGAAAGUAAAUAUAUCAUAUUGUAUGAUGGUAUAAGUGUAAGCUCCAAAAACAAAAAAAUGUCCGGUUAUGGGAGGUGGCCCUGUAAUAAAGUUAAGUAUUUAAUUAAAAAGCAAUAUUUAUUUUCAGCUGUUUUAUCACAUUUUUCAACGCGUCUUCAAGUCUGGAACAAAUAAAUAGGCAAAAUGAAUUAAACGAAAUUGGAAAUUGAAGGUAAUCAUAGAGAAAACAAAGUUGGUAUAUCCAACUUGUAAAAAGGGAAGAAUGCUUGGAGAAUGUUUUUCAUUAUUACCUUCACUUCCUUCGUUAUGGGUCACUAUACCGUAUACGUGGGCCAUUAACUGUAACUGUGAGCUGUGAGAUCUUAUUAACGGAUAUCAUAUGUUUUAGACAAUGAUAUGAUUGUCUAACUAACAAAUCUUGCCUGCUUAGUAUUUUUUUACUUUUAAUUUAUACUUUAUAUGGAAAAUGUCACUUUAUGGAAGAGUGUGCCAUAGUUUGUUCAGAAUAUCUGUACACAUUUUACUUAAUGAAUCUUACAUUUAGCAAUUUAUAAAUAUUUUUGUGAUAUAUGUUCUAAGUUAACUUUUGUACAGUACAAUAAAGACUUUGAGGAUUUA
Molecule: messenger RNA, 4189 nt
Organism: Dendroctonus ponderosae (mountain pine beetle)
Lineage: Eukaryota; Metazoa; Arthropoda; Insecta; Coleoptera; Curculionidae
Product: frizzled-4
Biological process (GO): canonical Wnt signaling pathway; non-canonical Wnt signaling pathway
Cellular component (GO): plasma membrane
Molecular function (GO): Wnt receptor activity; Wnt-protein binding
Source: RefSeq, a predicted model, not a curated record